CCUGAACGCACUUUUCCGAGGUUACUAUUCAAAACGCUUUAUCUCUGGUACAGGUUUUCUAAUUCUUCAGUAUUUUUUUUUUCUCAUCUUCCAAAGUAAGCAUGUAACAAAUCGCUGUUGCAGCUAUACCAACGAUAUGCUUUCACAAACAUCUUAUAAACUAACAAUUUCUUAUUGAAGCUUGUUUUGUUUAAACAUCAGCAAAAAUGACAUUUCAAAUGUUACUACAGACAUUUAAUCUCACCAUUAGUUUGAAAAACUGUACAGAUUUUAGGUUAGAUUAUUUGUGGGGAAUAAAAUUGGGAUGAAUAUGUUCCCAUCUUUUCUUCACAGUAGAAAGUUGAUUCAAUAUAAAAAUAAUCUUUUCAAGAAAUGGGCAAUGUAUUGGAAAAUUUUUUAUACUGAUUACGCAAAUGUUGGAAUAAGAACGUAUCAAGACUGUGUUGCCAAUCCAUUAAGAUCCGGUCUAACUUUGACUACAGCAUGGGGCGUUUAUUAUAUCAAAUCUCACAACCCGGACAAACUGAGUUAUCUUAGCGCUAUUAUUAACGCAAAUAACUAUUUUACCCUCAUAUCAAGUUCAGUUAGAAACCCUUCCACUUCAGAAUAUUUGAGAAUGAUCAACAAUUCAUUGUCUCAAGGAAUCGUUCGCUAUUUUAGCUGUGGAUUUUUUUCCAUCGCAUGGAUAGACGAAUAUGAUGAUAUUGUUUCGGUAUAUAAACGGCAGUGUCGUUAUUUAACGAUUAGCUGGAUGGCAUUACCCGACACAAUUAUGGCAUUUCAUAAAAUUUCUGUUGGUACAAUCAUGACCCUCUCGAGGCUUUUGAGCACUUUGGGACGUAAGGCAAACAAUGCAGGUAUUUCAAAGUUUGAAAACCUAGCAGUCCUCCAAAAACUAAAAGGCCAGACAAGUCUAAGCAGUGAUCAAUGGACGAACUUAAGGAAAGAAAUUAUGGAGACUGAUAUGCCAAGUGCGGCAAAUGCUGUAGAUACUACGAUACUUCAAUUUUGUUCACACACGGAAAAUUUUGAACUUGGCAAAUCGUGUAUGAAAUACUUGAGAGAAAAUAAUUACGAAUUAAAUCCGGCACUAGUUGGAGUGUAUUUUAAAUUAUUAUACCGAAAUAAAGAUACUCUCACUGAGGAUGAAAAGCAAGAGAUUCUAAGCAUCUAUAAUGAUCUGCGGCUCAAAUAUCCACUUCUUGACGCAACGACAGCGGAGUAUUGUGUCAUGGUUAUUUCUCUUACAGAAAAGUGGCUAGAUGUAAUAGAAUUAUUGGAAAUGAUAAAAAUAUCUUGUAAUGCCGCUUCACGUGCUUACAACGCUGCAAUCUCUGCUGCAUUUAAUAAUGGAGACAGUGAAUUGGGCUGGAAACUUCUUCAUGAUAUGGUAAAGAUAAAGAGAGUACCAUCUUCAGAUGCAUACAUAGCAUAUUUAAAUUAUUGUCUGCAGAAUUUUGAAAAACCUCAAGAUCGCGUCCAAGAAAUAGAAAAGCUCUUUAAUUUUUUUACACAAUAUUGCUUAAGCCCCAAUGAAGAUGUCGUCAAUCAAAUUGCAACUAUUUUUACCAAGUUGGGAUGGGUAGCAAAUACUGGCACGGUAGAUCUUUCAGGUACAUGCUGUACCUGCAAUCACACACUUUCACCGCCGUCAAUAACAGAUGAAGAAUUUUCCCAUUUAUCGAAGACGGUACUUGAAAAGGGCCUUGUUGGGCAAGAUGCUUACAAAAAGUCAUCCCCAGCCGAGGUCCGAAAAUUGAUCAAUUUCGUGAAUAAAACCCAACCAUACGACAUUGUAAUCGAUGGGCUCAAUGUUGCGUACACAAACAAUAAAAAUAUGGCUGGCCCUAGAAAUCUAGCUUCUCUGGUCAGAUCUUGUCUUGAUAAAAAUCAAAUUGUCCUAGUACUUGGCCGAAAACAUAUGUUAAAAUGGCAACGAGAACAUAUCACUUACAUCAAGAAUAAUUCUUUCCUGUUUCUUACUGAUAAUCUAUCAUCGGAUGACCCCUUUCUUCUAUAUGCCACACUGGUAAGUGGACCAAAGACGAAUUUUGUUUCCUCCGAUCUAAUGCGACAGCAUAAAUUUCUUAUGGGUGAUCCGAUGUUGGAGAAAAUUUUCAAACUUUGGCAAAUGUCUCACCAAUGUUUCGUAAAGUUUAAUAAAAGUGGCAAACUGACAUUCAUAAGCCCCUUGAAAUUCUCGCCCACUGCUCAAAAAGGCAAGCGUUGCUGGCACAUUCCUUACGGGUGCGAAACUGACUCGUUAAGGGAAUCAUUCGAACCACCCACAGCUUGGUUGUGCUUAGUUGAGCCAAAAUCUUUCUGUAAAUAGUUUUACUUUCAAUAAAUAUAGGCAUUAUUUACAA
Molecule: messenger RNA, 2366 nt
Organism: Neodiprion virginianus
Lineage: Eukaryota; Metazoa; Arthropoda; Insecta; Hymenoptera; Diprionidae
Gene: mldr
Product: mitochondrial ribonuclease P catalytic subunit
Exons: 5
Coding region: 305-2332 (675 amino acids)
Biological process (GO): mitochondrial tRNA 5'-end processing; tRNA 5'-leader removal
Cellular component (GO): TIM22 mitochondrial import inner membrane insertion complex; mitochondrial ribonuclease P complex; mitochondrion
Molecular function (GO): protein binding; ribonuclease P activity
Source: RefSeq, a predicted model, not a curated record